Anastrepha obliqua is the source of this 974-nucleotide messenger RNA. RefSeq lists its product as uncharacterized. The transcript is spliced from 4 exons. Gene Ontology annotation, molecular function: acyltransferase activity, transferring groups other than amino-acyl groups. Bases 82 to 924 code for a protein of 280 amino acids. The record is from RefSeq and is a predicted model, not a curated record. Lineage: Eukaryota; Metazoa; Arthropoda; Insecta; Diptera; Tephritidae.
UCUUUAUUCAGUUGGGCGACGCUGUUGGCGCACUCUACACGGCAUACUCUCCACUAUACAGUCGCUUUGAGCACUCAGAAAAUGCGGCAUUCUUUAGCGCCUAUUCCUCAAUCUCAAUGGCCCGAACUGCGAGAUCUCUAUGAGGAACAAAAAAGAUUAUCCAGCUGCUAUAACACAAUUCAAUGUUUCAUAGACUGGAAGGAGCAAAAUAAGGAUGUCGAAAUUAAUAUUUUUUCGCUGGAUGGAGAAUGGGCACAGGAUGGUACCUACGUGGGGAUUAUUAAUGCACCGAGAAUCAAUUACGUAUUCAUCAAUACGCUCAGCGAGAACCCCGCACGUUUACUUGUUGCACUCAAUACGCUCAAAUGCAAUAAACCAUAUAUGAUCUUAGGCUAUCAUGAGCGCCUGAUGCCCACUGUGGAACAACACUAUGUAGAUAUGGAUUUUAAGAGAGAGAAUUUCAAGCCAAGUGGCCUUGCUUGGCAUCACAUAGAAAGAGAAAAAGCGGAACAAUUUGUGGUGGAUGUACCGCAAGGUUACACAUUGCAGCGUUUGGAGACGAAACAUGCCGAACUGGUGAAUAGCCUUUGGCCACACCGUGAACCUGGUUCGAUAGCUUUAGUGGAACUUUUAAUCACCUACAAUGACAGCGUUGGAGUGUUUGAUGGCACAGGAAAUUUGGUUGCUUGGUGUUUGAUUUUACCAAUGGGCUGCUUGGGACUCUUGCAAGUGUUGGACACUCACAAACGUAUGGGUUUUGGUAAUCUUGCCAUUCGUCAUAUGUCCAAAUUAAUUGCCGCAAGGGGCCUUGAAGUUACUGCUCCAGUUGUAUUCCAGAAUGUGGCGUCACGCUCGCUCUUCAAAAAAUUGGGUUUCAAGCCAGUUGGUAAUGCUUACUUUGUAGUUGUACCAAUAGAGUGUUAAAACUUAAAGUAAAGUUUACAGUGUAUGACAUAAAUAAAAAGUUAAUGUGG